AGCCAGUUCCCUGCCAGGCUAUCCGCUUGGGCCAAGUUAUUGUCGACGUGUACUCAGUAGCUUGUCGAAGAAGUACCCCUUUUUAAAAAGCCAAAAUGAACAACAACGAAGGUGCAAAACUUAGUCCCGAAAUGCUGGUGGACCUAAGGGAAAAAUUCAAUGAAUUUGAUGCUGACGGUAAUGGACAUAUUACAACAAUAGAGCUCGGAGCAGCUCUGAAAGCUUGCGGAGAGGAUGUUCCUGGCUACAAACUUCGUGAUUAUAUAAAAGAAUUUGACAGGAACAGCAAUGGCACAUUGGAAUUCAAUGAGUUUGUGGAGAUAUUCUGUAAGGAGUCCUCACAGAUUAAAGCAUCAGGAUUUAAGAGCAUGGUAAACAAAUUCAAAGAAAAUGUGAAAGUUCAAGGAGGGGUUUCACAAUCCUCAGCAGAAGGCACAACACAUUCUUUAACAGACUCGGAACGAAUCGCUUUCUGUGAUUGGAUAAACAGUUCGUUAGAGGAGGACCAGGACUUGAAUCGUUUAAAGCUUUUGCCGGUUGACCCAAAUUCUGAUACGGAUUUAUUCAACAAAAUUCAAAAUGGCAUUAUACUUUGUAAACUGAUCAACCUGUCUGCUCCGGACACAGUUGACGAGCGUGCAAUUAACAUCAAACCAGAAGAAAAACUGAACAUUUACCUCAAACAAGAAAAUCAGAUUUUAGCCUUGAACUCUGCGAGCGCUAUUGGUUGUUACAUUGUCAACAUUGGUCCAGAAGAUCUCACCAAAGGAACACCCCAUCUUGUGUUGGGCCUUAUCUGGCAAAUUAUCAGGAUUGGUCUUCUCGCUAAAAUCAAUCUCGCAAACGUCCCAGGCCUCGCCCGACUCCUGCAAGAUGGUGAGACGAUGGACGACCUGAUGAAGCUCUCACCUGAAGAGAUCUUGUUGAGAUGGGUCAACUAUCAUUUGGAGCAAGCUGGUUCGAAUAAAAGAAUUAAAAAUUUCGGUUCUGAUAUUAGCGACUCAGAAGCCUACACGGUGUUGCUUUCUCAAAUCGCCCCUCCACAGUUUGGAGUCGACCAAUCACCUUUGAGGGAACAGGACAAGAUGAAACGAGCUGAACUGGUUUUGGUAAACGCAGAUAAAAUGAAGUGUCGUAGGUUCGUCCGACCUGCCGACAUUGUGAAAGGACAUACGAAGUUGAACAUGGCCUUCGUUGCUAAUCUGUUCAACACCUAUCCAUGUUUGCCGCCUGUGGAAGAUAUGGAGGAAGAGAUUGAAGAUUACGAGGAAACCAGGGAGGAAUUGACAUUCCGUAACUGGAUGAACAGUCUUGGCGCCAAUCCGUUUGUCAGCCAUCUUUAUAACAACCUUAGCGAUGGUCUGGUCCUCUUCCAGUUAUUCGACAAGAUCAAGCCUGGAAUUGUGAACUGGAACAAGGUGAACAAGCCACCGUUCAAGCAAAUGGGAGGGAAAAUGAAAAAGAUUGAGAAUUGCAAUUACGCCGUCGAACUGGGCCAUCAAUUGAAGUUUUCCCUCAUCGGUAUCGGAGGUGAAGAUAUUCACAACAAAACGAAAACAUUGGUGCUCGCUUUGGUGUGGCAAAUGAUGCGGGCUUACACGCUGAAAAUACUUCAAAACCUUGCCGAAUCAGACAAGCCUUUGGAAGAUAAAGACAUUAUAGCUUGGGUUAACGAGAAGUUGGAGUCUGCCGGAAAAACAUCGAAGAUUAGCAAUUUCAAAGAUCCAAGUAUCUCGACCAGUCUGCCAGUCAUUGAUCUCGUUGAUGCAAUUAAACCUGGCUCUAUUAAUUACGAUAUCGUGACUGCUGGAAAAACUGACGAGGAAAAACUGGACAAUGCAAAGUACGCCUUGAGUAUGGCGCGAAAGAUUGGUGCCCGCGUGUACGCUCUGCCCGAAGAUUUGGCUGAGGUCAACCCUAAAAUGGUUCUCACAGUCUACGCCUGUUUAAUGUCUGCCGUGUAUUCGAAGGGCAAGAAAUAAUGAAUUUAGUUAGCCUGAAAAAAACAAUGAACAACGUUCUCCGUAUGCCUUGUGAUUUUUGUUAUUCAGACUUUUCUAUUUUAAUAAUAUACUUGCAGUAAUCCUAA
Messenger RNA from Dendronephthya gigantea, 2089 nucleotides. RefSeq names its product plastin-2-like. Gene Ontology annotation, biological process: actin filament bundle assembly; actin filament network formation. The coding region runs from base 96 to 1982 and encodes 628 amino acids. The record is from RefSeq and is a predicted model, not a curated record. Gene Ontology annotation, molecular function: calcium ion binding; actin filament binding. NCBI's taxonomy places the organism in Eukaryota, Metazoa, Cnidaria, Anthozoa, Malacalcyonacea, Nephtheidae. The transcript is spliced from 12 exons. Gene Ontology annotation, cellular component: cytoplasm; actin filament; actin filament bundle.